GUACUGGGGUGGAACGAGUAUAUGUACCUGAAGUGGAACUUGAGGAUGAAGGGAUUACCUCGUCUGGUGAAGAAGGAGAAGAUGAUGGUUUGGACAGACGUGUUCAAGUAUUACGUUGCAGCGGACUAUGAGGUGGAGAAAAUAUUGGAGGCGCUUCCGGGGCCACUAGAAGUGGUGCAUAACGUUAGUCUACCAGAAGCACGCCGUUACUUGGAACGUUGGAAGGGAGCUAUCCUCAAGGAGGUAGACGCAUUGGUCAGCAGUGGCGCAGUUCGGCGGCUUUCGGCAGAAAAAGCACGAGAAUUGAAGUCGAAGGGCAUGAUCAUCCUACCAGGCAAAGCAGUGUUUACGGCAAAGCCGCCGAGCGACCCUAACGAUGCGAAGGCGGGAAAAUACCGGCGCAAGUGCCGGAUCGUAGUCUGCGGCAAUUACUUGCCGGCAGACAAGGCCAACGUCUACGCAUCAGGCACAUCUGCCGACGGGCUACGACUGUCGGUUGCGUUUGCAGUUACAAGGUCCUGGAGAGCCGGAGCCACUGACAUUGCCAACGCCUUCACUCUCGCUCCCAUGCCGGGUGACAAGCUAUUUGGUAUGACCCCGCCCACGGUGGUAGCAGCUGCAGGAGGAGCGGCUGCUGGAGAAGUGUGGGGCAUUGAACGAGUUCUCUAUGGCUUGAGGGAAGCCCCCCGCUGGUGGGAGGUAUUCCGCAACGAACGACUAUCCAGUGCUCGCAUACCCAUGGACAACGAGGUCUUGAUCCUUGAGAGCUUGGAAACGGAGGAGAACAUGUGGCGAAUAAAGGUGGUGGGCAGCGACGAAAUCAGGGGGAUCCUCCUGAUUUACGUCGAUGACUUGUUGGUGUUGUCCAUCACCAAGAUCAUUGAGACUGUCUACAAAUGGCUCACUGAUGACUGGAAGUGCUCAACGUUACAAUGGAUGGAUGAAGAGCAUCUACGUUUUCUGGGAGUGGAGUUGAGGCCGAUGGGACAGGGCAUACACAUAUCCCAGGCUGGGUACAUAAGAGAUCUCCUACGUCAACAUGGCGUCGCUGAGAAGCCUGGGGCACUUACGGUGCCGUGUACGAGGGAAUGGUUGCAGGACCAGGACUCAGAUGAGGAGACUCAGCCGGCCGAGGAAGCCUUGAUCAGGCUUGCUCAGAAGGCCACGGGAGAACUGUUUGAACUACCUCUCCAAGACGGUCGAGUACGGACUACACUACGUCAGG
Messenger RNA from Symbiodinium necroappetens, 1225 nucleotides. Lineage: Eukaryota; Dinophyceae; Suessiales; Symbiodiniaceae. The record is from the annotation of a GenBank genome assembly.